Histoplasma mississippiense is the source of this 777-nucleotide messenger RNA. Its product is annotated as 40S ribosomal protein S2. Bases 1 to 777 code for a protein of 258 amino acids. NCBI's taxonomy places the organism in Eukaryota, Fungi, Ascomycota, Eurotiomycetes, Onygenales, Ajellomycetaceae. Gene Ontology annotation, cellular component: cytosolic small ribosomal subunit; ribosome. Gene Ontology annotation, molecular function: structural constituent of ribosome; RNA binding. The record is from RefSeq and is a predicted model, not a curated record. The transcript is spliced from 3 exons. Gene Ontology annotation, biological process: translation.
AUGGCUGAUGCUCCCCGUGGUGCUGCCCGUGGAGGUUUCGGUUCGCGCGGCGACCGUGCUGGUGAGCGAGGCCGUGGACGUCGUGGUCGUCGCGGACCCAAAAGCGACGAGAAGGAAUGGCAGCCUGUCACCAAGCUCGGUCGUCUCGUUAAGGCCGGAAAGAUUAGCAGCAUGGAGCAGAUCUACCUGCAUUCCCUGCCUAUCAAGGAAUAUCAGAUCGUCGAUUUCUUCCUGCCCAAGCUGAAGGAUGAGGUUAUGAAGAUCAAACCAGUCCAGAAGCAGACCCGUGCUGGUCAACGUACACGAUUCAAGGCCAUCGUCGUCAUUGGCGACUCGGAAGGCCAUGUUGGCCUCGGGAUCAAGACUUCGAAAGAAGUAGCCACUGCCAUCCGCGCCGCCAUCAUCAUUGCGAAGCUCUCCGUACUUCCCGUCCGCAGAGGAUACUGGGGCUCCAACCUCGGUGAGCCUCACUCGCUCCCUACAAAGGAGAGCGGAAAGUGUGGUUCCGUCACUGUUCGGUUGAUUCCCGCCCCUCGCGGUACCGGCCUUGUCGCCUCCCCCGCCGUCAAGCGCCUUCUUCAGCUUGCCGGUGUCCAAGAUAUCUAUACCUCCUCCUCCGGCUCCACCAAAACCCUCGAAAAUACCCUCAAAGCCACCUUCGUUGCCGUUGCGAACACUUACGGCUUCCUCACCCCGAACCUGUGGAAGGAGACGAAGCUAAUCAGAAGUCCACUGGACGAGUAUGCUGAUGUGCUGAGAGAGGGGAAGAAGUAUUAA